Messenger RNA from Closterium sp. NIES-65, 4281 nucleotides. The record is from the annotation of a GenBank genome assembly. Lineage: Eukaryota; Viridiplantae; Streptophyta; Zygnematophyceae; Desmidiales; Closteriaceae.
AUGCCUAGCAAGAAACGAGGCUCGCGCAAGCACAGGGAAUCCCACCGAGACGAAUCACCGCGCGGACGAGGAGAAGCGCGCAAUGGCGACAGCGGCUUAACGAAUGCGGAGGCGGGGGAAGGCGGAGUGUGCGGAAGCGCAAGCAGCGCUAGCAGCGCGAGCAGCGCAGGGUCGAAGACGCGGAAAGUGGCAGUGGCACGAAUAGUGGCGGCGUUUUACCCAAAGUUCGAGAACGAAUCUGCGGAUGGCGAGGUCCGCGGGGAGAUAGAGAGGCUUGUCGGCAAUGGCGUUGGCGUUCUCGAGGUUUCAGUGAAGCACAGCGGCUCUCUCUUUCUGUGGGCGGGGGCGAGGAGAGGCGCGUAUGCUAAGAACUCCUACGGCAACGAGUACUCAGCAGUGGGCGUGUGGGUGCUGGGAGAAACUCUGCGCAACGCGUGGGGGGAGGGCGUGGUGCGGCAGAAGGAGAGGGAGCUGAGCGAGUACCUGGAGGUCAGUGGGUCCCGGGGGCAAUGGGGGAGGCAGCGCAGUAAGUGGUUGCUGCAUCUGUUCUCGACUCGCCUUACGAGUCACUUCGUGGGGGGAGGGCGUGGUGCGGCAGAAGCAGAGGGAGCUGAGCGAGUACCUGGAGAGGCAUCGCAUGGCAGUGGGUAUGGAGCUGGUCACGGCAGUGCUGGGAGACCACGGGCAGAGACCCCUGCAAGAUUAUGGGAAUCAUGUGCACAGCUGUUUGCAGCGUACAAUGCACUGAGCGAGGAGGGCACGGCGCACACUGUUGAGGACACCCUCACCAGCAUCGCAGACGUCACCAUUGCAGGCACAGCAUCGCAUGGGAAGCUUCAGGGAAACAUCAUGGAGGGGCUGGUGGCGAGGCUGGUGAGCCCCAGGAGUUUGCAGCAAGUCAGCGAGCUUAAGGCGGUGCUGAGGGCUGGCCCGGCGGCCAGCUAUCCGGUGGGAGCAGGCACGCGACUGAGAGAGCUCUUCACUCAACACGACUCCAUGCGCGAGGUCAGUGAGGCUGGGGCAAUGCAGGGGAUACUGCAUUUUGUCAGUCGCUCCACAGCGCAUCGCCCAUCUGGUGGAGGAGGCAGGAGACGCCAUGUGCAGCGAAGGGCACUUGGGGGAGGGCGUGGCGGGGGGUAUGGGAGUAGAGGCGAGUCGACUUUUGAGUCGACUCAAAAGUCGACUUUUGAGUCGACUCAAAAGGGGGAGGGCGUGGCGGGGGCGCCCCUCUCUCACCAUCUAAUUACCGUUCACGCCUUCCAAGACGCAGCCUUCCGCAGAUACCAGCAACUGAUGCGCAAGGACCCUAGUCUGUGGCCGCUCUACCGGGGGUUCUUCCUGGAAGCUGCGGUCGUGGAGAUGGACAAGGGCACGGGGAAGCAGUUGGUAGCUGCAACGGCUGAUGCCGCCGCUGCUGCUGGUAAUGAUGAUGAUGAUGAAGUGCGAAGCGGGCGGAAGGAGAAUGCCAAGGAUCUGAGACAGGAGGAGAGUGUGGAGAGCAAGGGCAGGGAGGAGGAGGAGGAGGAGGGGGAGGAGGAGGGCGGGGAUAGGAAGCAGGUGCCGCAUGUGAUGCUGAAGAUGAAGUUCCUACCGUACAAGCUAAGGACGUUUCUAAUACGCAAUGGACUCGGCACGCUGCUGAAGAAAGGGCGCCAUGAGUACAUGGCGUAUGCUACCAGGCUGCUCAAGGUAUGGGGCACGUCCCCUGCUGCCACUCACGAGAUGACCGCGCUCUGCCGAGCAUGUAAGCUGUCCACUGCCUUAUACCUCCUCCUUCCUCACAUCCCGCCUCCAUUCCGCUCUCCUCCCCCUGUCCCUCCCAGGGCGGACUAUGUGCUAGGUCCACCCUCGUCCCCCCACCCUCCCAAGUCCGUCUCAUCCAACUCCUACCUCGACUAUGCCGAAUCCUUUCUUGCUGCCUACGCCAAGAGGGGCGCAGCACAGGCCAAGGCAGUGGGGGCCGCAUGGGACGGGGAAGCAGGGGAAGGGAGUGAGGGGAAGAGAGGGGACGGGGGUGAGGGGAUGCGGGGGGAGGAGAGUGGAGGGGAGGGAGGGGGAGCGGAGGGGAGGGGGAAGCAGGGCAAGGGGCUGCUGGUGUUCUUCCCGGGGAUCCCUGGGUGUGCCAAAUCCGCUCUCUCUGAAGCCCUUAUGCAGAUGAUGGGUAGAGGCAGUGGGGCCGGUGGAGGCAGUGAUUCAGCUGAGCAGGCAUGGACUGGCAGGGAGGGCGAGUCGUCUGCGCAGGGAGCGAGAGACGGGGGGGAUGCUUCAGCGGACCCUGUUGUAGGAGCAGAGGCAGGGGCGGUAGAGGAGGAGGAUGGGUGGCAGGAGGUGACGAGAGGGAAGGGCAAGGGGAAGAAAGGUGGGAGAGGUGGCGGGGAGAAAGGACCGGGGGCAGGAGGGGGAGGUGGAGGAGAAAGGGGAGGAAGGAGAGGGGAGAGAGCGACAGGGGGUGAGGGAGGAAGCAAGGAGGGAGGGAAGGGAAGAGGGGAGGUGGAGGAGGGUGGAGGGCCGUUGGGGGAUGGGAGGGAAUGCUUGCACAUUAUGGGCGACAAGACAAUCGGCAAGUACUGGAAGGUGUUGGGGGCGCGCAUGAGGAAGGAGAGGGGGGCGAGGGUGAACGUGCUGGCGGAUAAGAAUGCGCCCAACGAGGACGUGUGGAACCAGAUAGAAGCCAUUUGCCACGACACAGGGCUGCUAGGCGCGCCUGUUGUGCCUGCCUCGCUCGGCACACUGCACAACGCUUUCGACUGGCGAGUGCUGGCCGUGUUUCUGUUCCGCGUGAUUCAGCGCACCAACCACCCUGGCGAUUUGGAUGCCAGCUCACCAGCUCCAGGGCAAGUGGUGCUCAACUUCCAUUCGCUCUACGGCAGACAUAACCGGGAGGACUUUGAGGCGGAGCUGAAGCAGCGCUUUGGUGUGCUCGUGACCAUGCCUGUUGUCAAACCUGACUCCCCUCCACUACCAGACGAGAUAGCUGGCGUCAUCAAGUCAGGGCACAAGCUGCGGGAAACCAUAUGGAAGCGACAUAAAAGCAAGGAGCCUCUGAAAACGCCAAUGGCAGAGGAGGUGUUGGAGUGGGAGGGGGAGUUGAGAGCGGUGCUGCACAAGCAUGCCCACUACCUCACAUCCAUCCAGCUGCCUCUUGACCAAGUGGUCGCUACAGUCCAAAACCAGCUCCACCAGAUCGCUACAGGACAAAUCCGGCCACUGGUCACCACCAAGACGAGCUUCCGCAGCAUUCGCCUGGCAGCGGUGGUGAUUGAUCCCGCUGCUGAUGUGGCACCGGGCGGCGCUGACGUGGCAACAAGUGGGCGACAGCUAUUGCAGACGUUGGAAGAGCUGGCGAGAUCUGAUUCGUCGGUGGCAGAGUUCUGGAAAACGGCAGAAGGGCCUCUGAGAAAGAAACUGGACGUGGGUACCAGUGGUGCUGCUGUCGCUGCUGGUGGUGCUAGUGGCGCUGGUGGUGGUGGGGGGUUGGGGUGGCUGCAUGUGACUCUGGCCCACAAGAAGGAGCAGGGCGUGCCGGCAGUGGUGGGGUAUGCUCCCAUGGAGGGGCGUGCAGUGACGGUGCUGGCAACGGCGCUGCUGUUUGAUCAACAUGUGGCUGCACUCGCCGUGGAGCUGAGGGAAGGGGAGGAGGGGGAGGCGGUUCGCUCGCUUAAUCCGUUUGCGCACGUCACUUUCUCCUUUACCAAUUUGAUCACUACGAUACGAGUCCCCUUUCUCACCCAGUACCAUUUCUUUUUCUCAAACCCGUGCAAGCAGUUAUGGCAGGCGGAAGGGGCAAAGGCCGUUCAAUCGCUGGACCUGCCCAGUGCAGUAGAGCGAGGGGAGGCCACGCUGCGGCUCAUGAUGUACUGCUUUGGGGAUGAUCCCGAGGUGAGCCCUGGCUCUGUCGGUGAUGGUAGUCCCGAGCCCCUGCCAGAGUCAGUGGGGCUGGUGGGGGAGAUGGUCACACACACCCUCGCACUCCCGCAUCUCUCUCUAACCCCCCUCACCACAAUCAUUUACGUGCCCUCACGUGUCACACCAGCCCCUGGCGGAAUCGGUGGAGCUAGUGGAGGAGAUAGUGAUCGACCCCUACCCGAGUCAGUGGAGCUAGUGGAGGAGAUAGUGAUCGAGUACAUCACUGACCUCGUGCAUCGGGCUCAGGAGGUGGCAGCCAGGCGAGGCCGCCUCACCACAGAAGACGACCCACGCAAGUUUGCAAGAGCCAGGGAGUUACUGGCAAUGAACGUGGAGCUGAAAGAAGCAAGAAAGGCAUUCCAAGAGGAGCAAUAA